AUGGCCAAAGGUAAAAGAAAAGCUAAGUACCGAAAGCUAGUUCUGGAAAUUUCUGAUGACCGCCCCUCUGCCGGAGAAGAUAGUGACUCCGGCGAAUCAUUCGUAGGCCAAGGAAUCAGUAAACUCAAAGAAGAGCUGGUAGAAGACAACCCUAUGGAAGAUAAUUUCACUAAGCCCGCCGCCGAGAGCUCUAAGGUGCUUGGGCUAGCCGUGGCCAAUCGUGAGCUUAGCAAUAAUAAUAAUAUUGUUGAUGACCUUGUUUACAUGGGUUUUGAUGUUGAGAUGUUGGAGGACAAGGUUAAUGAUAAUGCCCCUGAGAAGAAGAAGACAAAAGUAAUAAAAGAAAAGGAGACCAAUGAGAGCACAAAUGAUGAAAAUGCUUGCCCCUUGGUGACCGUUAGCUCUUCGGCCACCGGUUCCACCAUGCCCGAAGGAGAAAACAAACCGGAGGAAUCCACGGAGGAGGGGUUCCAAAGAGUAGAGAAGAGAAACAAAAUCCACACAAGGAGUUGCUCGACAAUCAACAAUCCACAAUUGGAGCAAACAAUG
Molecule: messenger RNA, 549 nt
Organism: Striga asiatica
Lineage: Eukaryota; Viridiplantae; Streptophyta; Magnoliopsida; Lamiales; Orobanchaceae
Source: the annotation of a GenBank genome assembly